This is a messenger RNA of Hyaloscypha bicolor E, 594 nucleotides long. RefSeq lists its product as uncharacterized. The transcript has a single exon. The record is from RefSeq and is a predicted model, not a curated record. NCBI's taxonomy places the organism in Eukaryota, Fungi, Ascomycota, Leotiomycetes, Helotiales, Hyaloscyphaceae. The coding region runs from base 88 to 468 and encodes 126 amino acids.
UUUGAACCGCCCUUCACAACGAGACAAGAAGUUCCUCAUCCUUUGCCUCAAUAUAGUUCCUUGAUAUAUUUCCGUUCCACACAUGAAAUGGCGGAAACAGGGACGAUUUCCAACAUCAUUGGAGUCAUCGGAGCAGGCACUAGAGUCUCUUUCACCCUGUUCCAGUUCGGAGCCUCGAUUGGCUCGGCUGGUACAGAAGCCAGGACGAUUGGUACCGAGAUAACCUUGUUUUGCUCUGUCCUGAAGCAGCUACAGUCCACUUUUACCAACGCGAGGUCAUUCAGACAAUCGAUCAGUGCAAUUGAUACGAUCCAUGAGGUUCUAGAUCAGUGCCAAGAAAUCUUCAAGGAUAUAGAGUCGAUCAUCGAUGGGUUGCAAAAGCGCAAGGCUGCCACCCUGGAGCCGUCCUCGCAGUUCAUCUCACGCGUCAGAUGGACGUCCAAGAAAUCGAAGCUUCAGUUGUUGUGAACGAGACUCGAAUCAUGCAAAAUCACGUUACAUAUUAUGCUUACGACUUUGGACUUUGCACAGAAGAUUGCAACGAGAAAGUGAGUGCAAUACUUUCUUUUGGAUCGUAUUAGUUUGACUCACUCU